UUUGCAGCAUAAAAGGAGAUAACAACUUGUUUAUUAGUAAGGUGUCACAGUAUAUUAUAAAGUUGCUGGAUCAUAUGACAUCGAUCAUAGAGAAGUAUAAUGAAAUUCAUUGUAAUAGUUGCCUUGGUUUAAGCUCUAUUUUAGAUGCAGUUGGAUUAUCAUUAUCAUCCCUUCAAGGCUUUCUGUCCGGUCCGCUUUUUCCAUAUUGUCGAGAUACGAACCAUAAACUACUUGGAGGAUUUCUUCAAACAAUUGAGAAGCUAUUGCUGGCUCUAGCUAAACUGUUUCCAGACCUUUCUAGGAUUGAUAUGACAGAUUUAUCUCUAUGUACUUUGCCUUCACCUGAAAAUCAUAAUCCUGUGGGUGAACCUAGUGCACAGAUUAUUGAUAUGGAGUUAGAUGCGACUGAUGAUUCUAAAGAUGCAGAAGCUUUGGCUGUUCGAAGCAGUGAUACUUCAGUUAUUUCUUUGUCUCCUCAACAGUUGAGGAUAGAAAUAGUAAAAGCUUGCUCAUAUUUUUUCCCUGUUUUACCUAUCUUUACAUGGGAAGUUUUGCUUGAUCUCAUGAGGAAGGAAAAUGAUGCAGAGGUUUUGCAACCUAUUCUAUUCAAUCUUUGUAAACAUUUUCCACAAUCCACUGGAAGUCUUUCUAAGUUGGUUAAUGUAAUAAACAAGAUGAUGGAUACCAGUUCAAGUCUAAGCUGUCAUUAUGCAAGCAUGCUAUCCUCUUCAUGUGCUUUGUUGGAAUCGUUAGUUCUUUCCAGUUCUCAUGACAAGAAAUGCGGUGAGGAAGUGGUCAAUAAUGAUGAGGUAUGGUUUGUUUGCCUGUAG
Dioscorea cayenensis subsp. rotundata (Guinea yam) is the source of this 830-nucleotide messenger RNA. Its product is annotated as serine/threonine-protein kinase ATM-like. The transcript has 3 exons. The record is from RefSeq and is a predicted model, not a curated record. The coding region runs from base 75 to 830 and encodes 251 amino acids. Gene Ontology annotation, molecular function: protein serine/threonine kinase activity. NCBI's taxonomy places the organism in Eukaryota, Viridiplantae, Streptophyta, Magnoliopsida, Dioscoreales, Dioscoreaceae. Gene Ontology annotation, biological process: DNA damage response.